This is a messenger RNA of Trichoderma reesei QM6a, 1308 nucleotides long. RefSeq lists its product as uncharacterized. The record is from RefSeq and is a predicted model, not a curated record. The transcript has 5 exons. The coding region runs from base 1 to 1242 and encodes 413 amino acids. Lineage: Eukaryota; Fungi; Ascomycota; Sordariomycetes; Hypocreales; Hypocreaceae.
AUGCCACGCCAAAAGUAUCGAGAAUUGCGCAGCCGCGCAGUGGAGCAGGAUCCAUGUGCUGGACCUGCAGACUUGCCUGCGUUUGACUCUUUCCUUGAUGCUGAUCAUUGCAUGAUGGACGUGGCUGAUGCGAUGACCGGGGGUCAACAAGAUGACGACUCGGUCUUGCUCACGGACAAUGAGGCAUUGGACACUUUCCUCUGCAACACUGGCCGAGAUGCUAUCAAUUCUUUUGGUCAGGAUGAUUGCCCGGGCUUGAGUCCCGAUUUCCCGCUGACCUGGGACAACAACAUUGGGAACCUCGCCCUGCCAACGGACUUGAACAACACCCACUGCUUCGAGACUGCCUCUCCGAUGUCUCGGGCGGAUAUCUCAACACGCCGCUUUAGUCGGCUCCACGCUGGGUUGGCUGAGCCUCAUGCGAGGCUGUUUGAGGGCAGUGAAUUGUCAGUUGAGGUCAAAGACUAUAGUAGGACAGAUGAGGAAGUCGACCAACUUUUCACAAACUUGAUAAAUGACAUGAAAAUGAACAACUUGUCGGUGGACGACAUGAUGGAAAUCAACAACGUUACAACAGAAUCUACAUUCAACGAUACAAACUUUACAACAGACUACAUGUUUGAUGGAGGCAUUACACCAUUCGCAACAACUGAUGGUCCAGACAUCUGGACAAUCAACAACGAUGCAACAAACACUUUCACCGAGAUACUAAGUGAUAUGACAACAGAUGAUAUCAUGAUCGGCCACUUGGACGGCAUGAACCCGGUUUAUGGCCCCUGCGACGCAGCUGCGGGAUCCGAGCCCGUGUCCUUCGACUCGAACAACGGCAGUCCUGAUGAGGAGAUGAAAGACUCUCCCGUCUGCGGCCCCCAAGGCGCUUCGUAUGACCUAGAUCCUAACGGGCACAGCAAGCCUGGCUAUAAGUGGUGCUGUGACCGGUGGUGGAAGGACGACGGCAAUUUCAAGAAGCAUCUGCAAAGACACGAUAAACAGCUACCGUGCGAGGCAGAGCCCCCGUCAAGAAGGCUUUGCUUCGAAGUAUUUGCGGAUGACAAGGAUCGGAAGAGGCACUACUGGGUGCACCACAAAAGAUAUGCCAAGGAGCAGAAGAUCCCGGACGAGAAAUGUCGUUGUGAGAACUGCAAUGCGACAUUCAGCAGGAAAGAUCGCCGGACGAGGCAUCUUAACAAGAAUCCAAAGUGCCGCGCAGCGGUUGAGCAGAUGUACGGAAACGGCUUGUAGUUUCCGAUGGCUAGGAGGCUUUCAUUUCUGGGUAGUGCUUUUCUAUGAAUUCAAAACUGUCCAUUC